This is a messenger RNA of Rhinocladiella mackenziei CBS 650.93, 3345 nucleotides long. RefSeq lists its product as uncharacterized. Gene Ontology annotation, cellular component: trans-Golgi network; cytoplasm; endosome. The transcript is spliced from 4 exons. Lineage: Eukaryota; Fungi; Ascomycota; Eurotiomycetes; Chaetothyriales; Herpotrichiellaceae. Gene Ontology annotation, molecular function: sequence-specific DNA binding; protein binding; GTPase activator activity. Bases 1 to 3345 code for a protein of 1114 amino acids. Gene Ontology annotation, biological process: regulation of DNA-templated transcription; intra-Golgi vesicle-mediated transport. The record is from RefSeq and is a predicted model, not a curated record.
AUGGGGAACAUCAGUAGCAGACUUGAUGAAGGGCCCAUUCUUUACCUAAAGGAUCAAGCACGCUUCUCCAUUAGCUCCAUCGUCGUGAGCAACGGUCGGCGGAAGGUCCUGCUCAGUGUCGCUCCGAACGCAUAUCCUGCAUUACGUCUCGUUGGAAAACCUGAUGUGGCCGAUUAUAAACCAAUUUCCUAUAUUCAAGACCCUGAAUCCUCUGCCCCUACUUUUCUGCCUCGAUUGGAUCUCGAAGAUGAGCUCGACAUUCGAUUCACAUUCACGACCCGACAGAAUUCGGGUCCCCUCCCUCCUACGCCUUCCACGGCCACCGCCGCUGUUGAUACGAACAUCACGGGGCUGACCUUCGCCUACGCCCCAAAUGCCAAAGAUUUGGAUACAUUAAUCACACGGGAAUUCCACGCGGACCCAAAUUUGCACAAAAAUUCGAAUGUACAAUUUAUUGGCGACUUUGGAACGAAUGGCAGUCCUGCAACGACUUACGAAUGGAAUUGGCGUUGGAAACCGCCCAAGGCUUACGAAGACCGGGGCGGAGGAUGGCGCAACUGUUGCAGUUUCCUCGAGUACGAUUCGAGGGCACACAGAUUAAACACCCUCGCCUCCUUCACGUUCUGGGUUCACAACGCGGCGCUGCCAAACGCGACGCCCCUUGCUUCCCCCAACCUCGAGCUUAUGGUCCCCCAGCAGAGAAAUCGAAUGGCGUCGUCCCAUUCCUAUCAGUCCACCGUGAGCGACUCAGAAGGUCCGGCUGAUCUCCCGAAUCCGCCUUCGCCACACGUGCAUUCGGCCGACUUCAAUUCUAGUGCGUCAACCGUUGCGCCAGCCGUUCCGGUGAUCGACGUCCAAUGCCAACGACCUGGAGAGGAUGUCAGUGCGGUUGAAGACGGCCCCGUCUUUAGAGCCACGAUGAAAUCACUGGAGCAAAAGACGGGGACCAUGAGAAUCCAAAUUAAGAAGGUGCUGAAACGGGCGGAGGCCGCUCAGCAAGCGCAGGUCGAAUGCAACCAAGCAAUGUCCGGCUUUCUGAGCGCCCUGCAGGAAGCCUCCGGUUCAAAUGCCACCGCCUUCAAGCCUGCGCUUGACCAUUACUUCACGAAUAUCGCGCAAAGAAUUUUGAAGUAUGAGAGAGAGAACUGCGUAUUGCUACAGAAACAAAUCAUCGAUCCAAUAUCCAAACUGUACAACCUCGACAUCAAACAGGCCGAGGCCAAGAAAAAGGAUUUUGAAGACGAAAGUCGAGAUUACUAUGCUUACGUUAGUCGAUAUCUCGGUCAACGGCAGGAUUCGCUCAAGGACAAGAAAAGGGCUGAGAGUGAUUCCAAAUACCAACACAAGAAACGAAAUUUUGAACUCAAGAGAUUUGACUACUCGUCCUUCAUGCAGGAUCUCCAUGGCGGCCGUAAGGAACAAGAACUCCUCUCCCAGCUCACCAAAUACGCCGAUGGGCAGGCCAAGUCGUUCCUCAUGGCCGCGAAGAAGGUGGAAAGUCUCACGCCGCAAUUGGACGCGCUUGUGAAAGAAGUCUCUGCGGCAGACAAAGAAUAUAAUUUGCAAAGGACGGAGCGAGAGGAAAAGCGCCGGAAUCUCGAAAAGAACGGCCCCCUUUAUGUGGAACCCGAACCGCCUCAACAGCCGGGGCCCAUUCCAAGCUAUCCGCCAGCCCAAAAUGGUCACACUGGGCAUACUUCCGAUACAGACUUGAGCAGGGCCGAUAGUACCGGCUCACAGUGGGGACACCCGUCAGCCAAAACACUAUCCCCAUCUGGCAACUCUACCCUCUCAGGUGCUCCAAGCGCCGUACUCUCUGCAUCACCUGGAGGCUCUUCGACAGUGCCAACACCCAGCAAAUUCAAAGGCAUUCGUGACCUUGAUGAAACCUCCGUCUCAACGACGACAACAACCACCACCACCACCACCACCACCACCGACAAGGCACCUGGCGCGCAACAUCGGAAAGAAGGACUUUUAUGGGCACUGAGCAGACCUGGCUCUCAUAUUGACCCCAAAGGCAUCAACAAGCAAGCCUGGCACAAAUUCUGGAUUGUGCUGGAUCAGGGAAAGCUCUCUGAGUAUAGCAAUUGGAAGGACAAAUUAGAUUUGCAUCGCGAACCCAUCGACCUACGUGUCGCUUCAGUACGCAUGGCACGCGACGCCGAGCGACGAUUUUGUUUUGAGGUUAUCACGCCACAAUACAAGCGAGUCUACCAGGCGACCACCGAAGAGGAAAUGAACCAUUGGAUCAAUGCCAUCAACAACGCCCUGCAGAGUGCCGUGGAAUCCGGCGGACAGAUAGCUCAACCAAGUCGGAAUGAGCCUUCGAAACGUGAAUACGGCCAGAUGCUCACCGGGAAGAGCUCAUCGCAGUCCGGCCCACACAGCUAUUCUCAGCGCAAUGAUGCCCUUGGAGUCUCACGUCGGAUUACAGUCGGUGCUAGACCCACCUACACACGAACCAGCAGCAACAGUUUUGAAGAAAACCCCUCAAAGCUAUUGGAUCAAAUCAGAAACAAUGAUCAAGGCAAUCAAUAUUGCGCUGAUUGUGGCUCCACCUCCAAAGUGGAAUGGGUGUCACUGAACCUGGGAAUCAUUCUCUGCAUCGAAUGUGGCGGCAUUCACCGCUCCCUGGGGACUCAUGUGUCCAAAGUUCGAUCAUUAACCCUCGAUGUUCAUUCUUUCACUACUGACAUCGUCGAACUUUUGAUGCUCAUUGGAAAUCGGAUCAGCAACAUGGUGUGGGAAUCUUUGUUGGACCGCUCCCUGAAGCCCGGGCCGAGCGCGACUCGAGAUCAGCGUCUCAAAUUCAUCACUGCCAAAUAUGUCGAUAGGGCUUAUGUCGAGCCUGUGUCUCAACACGGAACCGCCGACGAUGCAUUGCUGACGUCCAUUAAGAAACAUGACAUCCAGGGAGUCUUGCAAGGCAUUGCUCAACGAGGGAACGUCAACGCCCACGAUCGGUCUAGGAACACGCAUGCCGUGUUCUUAGCUCUGGCUGCCGCCGACCCUGCUCGACCUGCUUCAUCUCAGUCCAACACGACAUCUCCAGCGAACAAAGCCUUCGCGGUGGCAGAGCUAUUGGUCCAAAACGGGGCCGAAAUCCCUACAGACGCACCACCUAUACCACUGUCUCCGGCUGCGCAAUUAUACACUGAACAGCGAACGUCUCGAGCGGCUACAAAUCAUGGCAGUCAUACUGAUACGCUCGGUCCUCUCCCUACUAUGACGAAGCCUUUGCCAUUGUUCUCAUCAUCCUCCGAAGGAACAGCCAAAUUGCAAAAACGCGGUAGUGCCGGCGCAAGGUUGGCUGGGAGAGUAACGGGCUUGGGAGAACGAUAG